Molecule: messenger RNA, 924 nt
Organism: Chenopodium quinoa (quinoa)
Lineage: Eukaryota; Viridiplantae; Streptophyta; Magnoliopsida; Caryophyllales; Amaranthaceae
Exons: 2
Coding region: 1-924 (307 amino acids)
Source: RefSeq, a predicted model, not a curated record
AUGUGGUUAUUUAAACACAAGUACAGGGAAGAUGGUGAAUUAUUGGAGCAACACAAGGCGAGACUUGUUGUGAAUGGCAAGUCUCAACAGGUUGGCAUUGACUGUGAUGAGACUUUUAGUCCGGUGGUGAAACUGGCAACUAUUCGUACAGUGUUGAGUAUUGCUAUGGGGAGAGAUUGGCCUAUUCAUCAAUUAGAUGUCAAAAACGCGUUUCUUCAUGGUGUCCUUAAAGAAACCGUAUAUAUGCAUCAACCUCCGGGAUUUGUGAAUCCUAAUUUUCCUUCUUAUGUGUGCCGGCUCCGCAAAUCUUUGUAUGGUCUCAAACAGGCUCCUAGGGCAUGGUACCAAAGCUUUGCCAAUUACCUUCUGCAGAUUGGUUUUUCUGACAUUAUUUCUCUUCUCAAGUCAAAGUUUUCCAUGGCAGAUCUAGGUCAGUUGAGUUUUUAUUUAGGUAUUUCGGUGAACCGUACCAGGGACAAUAUGUUUUUGAGUCAAAGCAAGUAUGCAGAGAAGAUAGUUCACAGAGCUAAGAUGGAUAAUUGCAAACCCGUUGUGGCAUCUGUUGAAACCAAGUCGAAACUUGGUGCUCUCGACGGACAUCUGGUUAGUGACCCCUCUCUUUACAGGAAUCUUGCAGGUGCUCUUCAAUACGUCACUUUUACUAGACCAGCCAUUGCUUAUGCGGUUCAGCAAAUAUGCUUAUUUAUGCAUGACCAGAGGGAACCGCAUUUCAAUGCUCUCAAGCGUAUUAUUAGAUAUAUCAGAGGCACUAUGGAUCACGGCCUUCAUUUGUACCGUUCGGCUCCUACGAGACUUGUUUCUUACACAGAUGCCGAUUGGGGUGGUUGCCCCGAUACUCGGCGUUCUACCUCUGGGUAUUGUGUUUAUUUGGGUGAUAAUCUAGUCUCUUGGUAUGAAAAAUGA